Artibeus jamaicensis (Jamaican fruit-eating bat) is the source of this 1532-nucleotide messenger RNA. It is a transcript of the gene ZNF277, whose product is annotated as zinc finger protein 277. The transcript is spliced from 12 exons. Bases 31 to 1470 code for a protein of 479 amino acids. NCBI's taxonomy places the organism in Eukaryota, Metazoa, Chordata, Mammalia, Chiroptera, Phyllostomidae. The record is from RefSeq and is a predicted model, not a curated record.
CCACGGCCCUCCCUUUUCCUUGGCGCCGUGAUGGCUGCUCCCUUGACCCUGGGUGCUGCUACACUAGGCGAGGAGGACGAUGACUGCAAUCGCCCCGGAACUGGGGCUGUCAGUAACGAAGACAGGAAGGAUUGCAUCCUGGAGCCACUGUCCCUGCCGGAGCACCCAGGUGGCUCCCCCACGCUAGGGGAGCCUCCGUCUGUGCCUUGUGCUUUCUGCGAGGAGCACUUUCCUGCAGCGGAGCAAGACCAGCUUCUGAAGCACAUGGUUAUUGAGCAUAAGAUGGUCAUAGCGGAUGUCAAAUUGGUUGCCGACUUCCCAAGGUACAUUUUAUACUGGCGGAAAAGGUUCAGCGAGCAGCCCAUCACGGAUUUUUGUAGUGUGAUAAGAAUCAAUUCCACAGCCCCGCUUGAAGAGCAGGACAAUUACUUUUUGCUGUGUGACGUUUUACCAGAAGACAGAGUACUUAGGGAAGAGCUUCAGAAGCAGAAACUGAAGGGGAUCCUGGAGCAGCAGCAGCGGGAGCGAAGCGAUGACAGUUUCCGUGGCGUCUGCAUGUUUUGCAGUGAGGAGUUCCUCGGGAACAGAUCUGUCCUGCUGAACCACAUGUCCAGAGAACACGCUUUCAACAUCGGACUGCCCGACAACAUUGUCAACUGCAGCGAGUUUCUACGUACGUUACAGGAGAAGCUUGACAACCUGCAGUGCCUGUACUGCGAGAAGGUCUUCCGGGACAGGAACGCCCUGCGAGACCACAUGAGGAAGAGGCGGCAUCGGAGGGUCAACCCGAAGAACCGGGAGUACGACCGCUUCUACGUCAUCAACUACUUGGAACUUGGAAAAUCCUGGGAAGAAGUUCAGUCGGAAGACGAUCGGGAGCUGCUGGACCAUCAGGAAGAGGACUGGUCUGACUGGGAGGAACACCCCGUCUCGGCUGUCUGUCUGUUUUGUGAAAAGCAAGCAGAAACCAUCGAGAAAUUAUGUGUCCACAUGAAGGACACGCACGAGUUCGAUCUCCUCAAGAUCAAGUCAGAACUUGGGUUAAAUUUCUAUCAGCAAGUGAAGCUGGUCAACUUCAUUCGAAGGCAGGUCCACCAGGGUCGCUGUUACGGCUGCCACACGAGGUUCCCCUCCAGAGCCGACCUGCGGGCCCACAUGGAGGCGGCGAGGCACGCCGCCCUGCUUCCGGACGUGGCGACGUGGGACCAGCCGGAGUACUACUUUCCCACCUAUGAAAAUGACAGUCUGCUGUGCACACUGUCCGACAGUGACAGCGACCUGCAGGCCCCAGAGCAGAAGGGAAGCAUCCCCGUCAUCAGUGAGGACACGUGCAGACUGCAGGCCCUGAGACAGAGCAGUGUCCUGAACCAGCUGCUGCUCCCUGGGGGCGUGAAGGGCCAGAGGGAGCCGCCGGGCGGGCCCCCGGGUCUUCUCACAGAAGAUACUCGGGAAGGGGCGGUACAGGUGUGACCACCAGCACAGGAGCAGUCCUUGGCGAAAUACACUUUAAAAAAUAAAGUUUGGUUUGUUUU